Hippocampus comes (tiger tail seahorse) is the source of this 1659-nucleotide messenger RNA. It is a transcript of the gene naa50, whose product is annotated as N-alpha-acetyltransferase 50, NatE catalytic subunit. The coding region runs from base 200 to 709 and encodes 169 amino acids. Gene Ontology annotation, biological process: mitotic sister chromatid cohesion. Gene Ontology annotation, molecular function: acyltransferase activity, transferring groups other than amino-acyl groups. The record is from RefSeq and is a predicted model, not a curated record. Gene Ontology annotation, cellular component: NatA complex. NCBI's taxonomy places the organism in Eukaryota, Metazoa, Chordata, Actinopteri, Syngnathiformes, Syngnathidae. The transcript is spliced from 5 exons.
GUGCGCGUGCGCCGGGUCAGGGUUGACAGUCUCCCCACAAUCUUGGAAAGCGGUGCGGCGGCUAAGCUAACCGUCGCAAAGAGCUACAUGUGGAGGGUAAAACGAGAAGGCAUCCCCGACCCCAACUCUGUCAAAUCUCCCCGUGCCCGCCAAUUACAACGCUAAAGUCGAGACUCGGUGAAAAUUAUAUCCGUUUAGGAUGAAAGGUAGCCGGAUCGAGCUGGGGGACGUGACGCCCCACAACAUCAAGCAGCUGAAGCGCCUCAACCAGGUUAUCUUCCCCGUCAGCUACAACGACAAGUUCUACAAGGACGUGCUCGAGGUGGGCGAGCUUGCCAAGCUCGCAUACUUUAAUGACAUCGCGGUGGGCGCCGUGUGUUGCCGAGUGGACCACUCUCAGAACCAGAAGCGAUUGUAUAUCAUGACACUGGGCUGUCUCGCACCCUACCGGAGACUCGGCAUUGGUACAAAGAUGCUGAACCACGUGCUCAACAUCUGCGAGAAGGACGGCACUUUUGACAACAUUUACCUUCACGUGCAGAUCAGCAAUGAGUCGGCCAUCGACUUCUACCAAAAGUUCGGCUUUGAGAUCAUCGAGACGAAGAAGAACUACUAUAAGAGGAUAGAGCCGGCAGACGCACACGUCCUGCAGAAAAGCCUGCGAAGCCCGAGUGUAUCGUCGAGCAGAGAGCUUCAGAAGACGGAGUAGUGGAGGGGGUGACGGGCGGACCGACGGGCAGGCGGGCAUCACCCGCUUUUCGGAAAAACCAGCACACUUGACCUGCGCAUAAAAGAUCUGUGACAAACGCUCCCACCCCCCCCACAAGGAUGCUUUCAAAGACAAAAUUGGGGAAGAAGAAAAAAAAAACGCUUGGCAAAUGAGUACAUUUGGAUUGACCCCCCUCACCCCUGUUUCCUCAUACAGCUGAUUGACAAAGUGUCCAAAAAAGUGCUCCUCCGAUUGACAACCUGAGUAUGGUGUUUGCAAUGCGUACUUUGUGCGUGACUUGGUUUUGAUGCAGUUCUAAAAUGUUAAGUGGGGACAGGGGGCUGUUAUCCUUCGUUUCUGGUUUUGAAAUGGUUUAAAAGACCGCACAUGAUGGUUUGUGUGUUUUUUUUUUUUUUUGUGGGGCGUGGGGGUGAAUGUUUUCUCCGUUGGCCAUGAGAAACAGUUAACAAGGUGGUGGUGUGUUUGAAAUUCAUUUAUAACCCAUUUAGCUGUUUUUUUGAUUUUUGUUUGGUUUUAUUUUUCACAUUGCAGAGGUUGAGCGUUUCAGAGGUUCUCCUGGGUUUGGGAAAUAGUAUUGAAUGUCAUUGCGUUCUUCUGCAAAGGGGAAACACUUUUUUUUUCUAAUGGAGGGCGACACGGCAGAGCUGGUCGCCCCCCCAACAACUUCCUGCCGAGUAUUGGCCGCAGAAGUGGUCAGCUUGUGGUUUUUCUUUUUGAAGCUCUUGUGCGAACGUGUGUGGGUGGGUGCGUGCCUGCGAGCGUGUUUUACCCAGAGGAAGCUCUGACUCCGAAUGCAUGCAAGGAGACUUGUGUCCUCUCUACUGUAGAAUAAGCAUGGUUUCUUUCUUUGAAGAAUUUUAUCUUUUUCUGGAGCUCUAUAUUGUAUGACUUUUUAUCGUCUAAAUAAAUGAAUUACUAUUUGCAGUAAA